CGCCAAACAAAAAGAGACGUUUUUGUGUGUUUCUGCUUUCUGGUGAGUUGAUGCCAUCACAGCACAACACUACUACGUGUUCCCUCCUGCCAGCGAAAAAAAAAACACGCUUAUUGUCUUCUUCUGGUUUUCUUUCCUCUGAAAUUUCAUGACUUUUGCGAGAUUGUUAGCUGCCGCCGAUUCGAUUGGUUGAAGUCAAAAGGCGGCUGAAUUCAGAUAUUCUGUCUUUGUGUGGCCAUUGAAAAUUUAAUUGAUGCCGGACGAUCUAGUUGGUGCCUGGGACACAUUGUGUAUUUGUGUGGACAAAAAAGAAAUAUUGGGUUUCAUAGGUUUGUAGCCAUAGGGGCUUGGGAGUUAGUGAGUUACAGUUCUGUAAAAGUAAGAUUUUGAUAUAGUGUGAGCUGUGGGGGAUGGAGGCUACCAGACGUUGGUUUAGUAAGUUCAGUCCUAGAGAAAAGCAUAAGCCUCACAAGAAGGAAACUACUAGUACUGGGGAUGAAGCGUCGAAAUCUCCCACAAGUGAGGCAACACCUUCAAAUGCCACACAGCAAAAGGUAGCCGCUGCUAAACAGUAUAUAGAAAAUCAUUACAAAGAACAAAUGAAGAGCCUGCAGGAUCGUAGGGAGCGCCGUAACAUGUUGGAAAAGAAACUUGCUGACGCUCAGGUUUCUGAGGAAGAGCAAAACAACCUCCUGAAGUACCUUGAAAAGAAAGAGAGAGAAUUCAUGCGCCGUCAAAGGCAUAAAAUGGGUUCUGAGGAUUUCGAGCCAUUGACAAUGAUAGGAAAGGGAGCAUUCGGUGAGGUUAGAAUAUGCAAGGAGAAAGCAACUGGCCAUGUAUAUGCCAUGAAAAAGCUUAAGAAAUCAGAGAUGCUUCGGAGAGGCCAGGUUGAGCAUGUCAAAGCAGAAAGGAAUCUUCUUGCAGAAGUUGAUAGCAAUUGCAUUGUCAAGCUGUACUGCUCUUUCCAGGAUGAGGAAUAUCUCUAUCUAAUAAUGGAAUAUCUUCCUGGUGGAGACAUGAUGACAUUGUUGAUGCGAAAGGAUACCUUAACCGAAGAUGAGGCGAGGUUCUAUGUGGGUGAAACAGUCCUUGCUAUAGAAUCUAUCCAUAAACAUAACUAUAUUCAUAGGGAUAUAAAACCUGACAACUUGCUUCUUGAUAGAAGUGGGCACAUGAAAUUGUCUGAUUUUGGACUAUGUAAACCACUAGACUGCAGCAAUCUUCACGAAAAGGAUUUUGCAGCAGGAAAUAAUUAUAGUGGUAUUUUAGAAAGUGAUGGGCGCCCUAUAGUUCGAAAACGCACUCAACAGGAGCAACUGCAGCAUUGGCAGAAGAACAGGAGAAUGCUUGCUUAUUCAACUGUUGGCACACCUGAUUAUAUUGCACCAGAGGUUUUAUUAAGGAAGGGAUAUGGAAUGGAAUGUGACUGGUGGUCACUUGGUGCUAUCAUGUAUGAAAUGCUUGUGGGGUAUCCACCUUUCUAUUCAGAUGAACCAAUGUCUACAUGUAGAAAGAUAGUAAACUGGCGUACACAUUUGAAAUUUCCCGAGGAGGCAAAACUGUCAUGUGAAGCAAAGGAUCUUAUUUGCAAACUCUUAUGCAACGUAGAACAAAGGCUUGGAACUAGAGGCGCUAAUGAAAUAAAGGCUCACCCAUGGUUCACGGGAACGGAUUGGGAUAAAUUAUAUCAAAUAAAGGCUGCAUUUAUUCCAGAAGUUAAUGAUGAGUUGGACACUCAAAAUUUUGAGAAGUUUGAAGAGAGUGGUAAUGAGGUUCCAGCAACAGCACAAUCAGGUCCAUGGAGGAAGAUGCUUCCUUCAAAGGAUGUCAACUUCAUGGGUUACACAUACAAGAACUACGAGAUUGUGAAUGAAAGUGGAGCUCCUGGAAUCGCUGAAUUGAAGAAGAAGAGCACUAAGCCUAAGAGACCAAGCAUAAAGACCCUUUUCAGUGAAGAUUCAGAAGCGGGUUCGACCCAAUCGGCGAAGGGGAGUUUUCUUAAUCUCUUGCCUCCGCCACCAGAAGUCUCAAAGUCGGGCGAAUCAGAACCUCACUAACCCCUGUAACCAAUUAGCAUCAGGCUGGUGACUUUGACCAACCAUAGGAAACCAAACAUAUUACAUAAAGCAGCGUAAAGUACUCAUCUACUGAUCUUAAUCAUUCCUAAACCAAGAAGCUCUCUGGUAGUGGUGUGUGUAAUUUAGCUACUAAGCAUUAAGUACCCGAAACGAACUGCUCUCUCUCGAGUCUGCAUUUUGUUGCAAUGGCUCCCGUUGAUCAUUUUGUGCAAAAAUCUGUUCGUGCGGUGCAUAUAAAGGUGUUCUUUGUUACUGCAGUGGUUUGUGUUUGGAGCUUUUGUAAUCUGCCUUCUUACCACUGAAAUGCCACAUUUUAUAGUGCCAUAAUGUAUUCCAGAUAUAUUACAUUGAGUGAAGUUCCGUCUUUGCUCAAGUCCAGGGAGGUGUUGGUAUUCUC
This is a messenger RNA of Cuscuta campestris, 2475 nucleotides long. The record is from the annotation of a GenBank genome assembly. NCBI's taxonomy places the organism in Eukaryota, Viridiplantae, Streptophyta, Magnoliopsida, Solanales, Convolvulaceae.